CAUGAACAGCCGUGAUGGGAGCUACACCCAUUACACGCUGUGUUUUCAGCGAGCGACGAGGAAGCUGCUGCUGCAGCUCUGACACAGAAAGAGCAACACAGCGAAACACGGCAGGCUGUUAGCUCAGAGGCGGCAUGGCGGGGCUACAGGGCUUCCAACAAGACAGCCACUGUCACAGGAAAACGUGGAUUAAUAUAUUUUUAGGAAUACUUCAGAUACUUCUACCAUACGUUCAACACGGAGGGGCUCAGUUGCAAGCUCUGAGUCAGAUGUCCACAAGCGUGGUUGAGGUCUGGCAGCCAGAGGAGACAGACCCAUUUGUGCCGCUUCAGGUGGUGGAGGAGCGAAGAAGAGAUGGUCUUCCUCUGGAAGACGGUUCCUCUCCAUAUACACAAGAGAAUGGGAUGCCUCUGCAUAUUCAGCCCCCAGUGUUGGAUUUUGGGACACAGCCGCUGGGGUUGCCAAGAGCUGAAACCAUAUAUAUACACAACCCCAGCCAGGAAGUUCCUGUGACCCUGCUGUCAAUGUUUCCAUCCAGCAGGCAAUUUUACAUACCUUCCUUUCACAGAAGAGUCAUACCACCGAAGGGAAAGGCAUCUUUUAAACUAAUUUUCCUCCCAUCUGAGGAGGGCAGUGUAGAAAACACAUUAUUUAUAAACACAUCAGCCCAUGGGCUGCUUUCGUACCAGGUGUUUGGUGUGGGAAGCCACCAAACUUCGUUGAAAUCUUCCCAACGAAAGAAAACUCAUCUAAUGUUCCCUCACAUCCAGAGCAUAAAGUUGACCCAAACUCAGGAAGAUGCCUCUAACAUCACCAUUCUGGGUCUGCUCCUGGAGUGCAGUUUCCCAAAGAGUUUACUGAACAGUCCUCAGGUACUCCUCGUUUUCUCAGCCUGUCAGUGUUAUUUUGCUUUUUAUAAGCCAAUGUCUCACAACUCAGGGAAGCUUUACAUUAAAAUUUUGUUUUGAAUU
Messenger RNA from Poecilia latipinna (sailfin molly), 971 nucleotides. Its product is annotated as transmembrane protein 131-like. Gene Ontology annotation, cellular component: membrane. The record is from RefSeq and is a predicted model, not a curated record. Bases 135 to 968 code for a protein of 277 amino acids. The transcript has 8 exons. Lineage: Eukaryota; Metazoa; Chordata; Actinopteri; Cyprinodontiformes; Poeciliidae.